Hydatigera taeniaeformis is the source of this 1227-nucleotide messenger RNA. The record is from the annotation of a GenBank genome assembly. Lineage: Eukaryota; Metazoa; Platyhelminthes; Cestoda; Cyclophyllidea; Taeniidae.
AUGAAGCAUCCUGGCGCCACUGCUGGAUUCAUAGUUGCCUUCACUUUUCUUGUACUGGCUGUGGGAAUCACUGCGUACGUAUUAAUUCGUCGACGCCGCACCAUCAUCCACGGUGGAUGGAACACCUCGCGACGAGAAGUUCAUCACACCAUAAAUCUUGGCAAGGAGCAGCUUCUAGACGAGCCCCGUUCCUACACCCAAUCUUGGGCAGGUUCUUCAGUAGCUGGCAAUGGUUUAAACUCGCUACACCAUCUUCCGAGUCCGGAUAAACCUGUCAGUGAAACGGGAGUCCAUACUUCCGCCACAAAUCAUAUAAUCAAAGGAAAUGGCAAACUUCAAUUUACAGUCGCAUAUGACAAUAAUAUUCAGGAGUUGCAGGUCUCCAUUCUGCGUUGUGUGGAAUUGCCACAAAUUGAUUCCAGCUUGAACACCGUCGAUUCCUACGUGAAGCUUGAACUACUGCCAGAGAAGCGACAUCGAGUUAAAACGAGAGUGGUGAGGGGUUCAAGUAAUCCCUUCUAUGGGGAAGUUUUCACGAUGGAUAAAGUUCCGCUAAGUCUGCUGAAGGCGGGCUCCCUGCAUUUCAUAGUAGUUGGAUUCGAUCGACAUUCUCGCGACUCCGUUAUCGGUGAGGUUGUCUGUACGCUUGGUGAUCUGGAGCUUAAUCUUGUCAAGGAAGUGACCGUCACUAGAGACAUACUGAGACGGAAAUUCAGUGUAAGUCGCAUGCCAUACUAUCAUCACCAUCGUCAUCUCCAAAAGCUACAAAUUGCGAUUAUAAAUGCUGUUAAGCCCUCAGAUAAGAACCGUGGCAUGCUUUUGCUAAGCCUCUGCUACUUGCCUGCGGCAAGUCGUUUAACUGCAGUUGUCCUCAAAGCAGAAGGCCUUCCCAAGGUUGAUCUCGCCAAUUCAUCAGGAAAUCCAUACGUAAAGCUCUACUUCAUGGAGAACGACAGACGCAUUGCCAAAAAGAAGACCCACGUCAAAAAACGAACAUCAAAUCCUGUGUUUAAUGAGGCUUUUGCCCUGGAAAUACCUCCCAAUGCCAAAUUGGAAGAUAUCAGGUUGGAAUUUCGAUUAGUGAAUUGGGAGCGAGACUCUCCAAGCAGGGUGAUCGGUCGUGUCACCAUUGGUUGUCGCGGUAAUGACAAGGCGAAGGAGCACUGGAGUAAGGCGAUCGAGAAUCCACGCAAACAAGUGGCCGAAUGGCACACCAUUCUCGUUUGA